Pocillopora meandrina is the source of this 1433-nucleotide messenger RNA. NCBI's taxonomy places the organism in Eukaryota, Metazoa, Cnidaria, Anthozoa, Scleractinia, Pocilloporidae. The record is from the annotation of a GenBank genome assembly.
AUGAUGGUUGCAAAGUUUUUUUGUAUACUCAUUUCAGCUUUUAAAGUAAAGGGCUACUGCUCCACCGGAAAAUGUGAAAAGAUCUCUUUUAAUGAGCAAAAAGACGCCGAUCAUGACAAAGAGCUUGUCGGCCAUGUCUUCCACAAGUCUGUCACUUCAAACCCACAGCAGUGCUAUCUGUGGUGUAUUCACGACUGUCGGUGUCUGUCGAUAAACUACAAGGUCAAGAACGACACCAAAUACUGCGAGUUAAACGAAGGCAGCCAUUUUACAAACAAUAUGUCUUUGAUAAACGAUCCAGGAUCCAUUUAUUACAAACUUGGAAGGGAGGAAUUUAAUAAGGUAUUAAACUUUAUUAUGUCAUAUCAUAUUUUUACUAUGAAUGAUUCCGGAUCUUCAUCUUAAGAUAUUAGGCAUUCGUUGUUUUUAAAACCGAUAAGGUUCUGCCUAACGAUGAAUUAUAAAAAUAAGUCUGCACUGCGUACGUGUCUAAAGUGCAUAAUGGAAUAAAUGUAUUAUUAGAUAAUUACAUGCUUAGAGCUGUGCUCUCCUUUAGGUCUAUUUGCAAAGUAUGUUGAAUAGAUAAUGGCUGAGUAGGUGUACCAAAGUGUGAUAGUUUUCGAGGAAGUUGUUUGAUAAUCUAUUUAACGAUAAGAUUAGGAGUUGAUCCACGGAAGAGUUUCUCAACUAAUCAAAAGCAAUACUAAAACAAUUUGUGACUACCUAUCCUUGUGGAUACUGAAGUCUUCCCUAAAAGUGUUUUAAAACAGUGAACAUCGAUUGUUUCGAGCUCGAGUUAACAGCUGCAAAAGAUGUUGAGAGAUAAAUAUUAUUGUGCAAAACUAAAACUUUCCAGUCCCUGUUUCAAGGUCCUCUUUUAUUCGGGUCUGGAAAUUAAACACAUUCUUUUUUUCUUUUUAUUUUUAUGAAGAGAUACGAAUCUUUCGAAUGAUGAAAUACAAAAAUAGAACCAGACAACUGACGAAGAAAUAUUCAAAUAAAAAACUUUUCCUGCAGGUGCAAGAGCUUCUCUCAAGAGAGGAUAACUUAAAUGGGUCUAAAAUAAAAUUGAAUUUAUUCCGUAGAGAAAAUAUGUUUUAAAAAAAUUGUUACAAGAAUGGAAAAAUCGUUGUCCGAUUCAUUGGUAAAACAUGAAAUAGUUUUUACCAAACUAGAUUGACCUGAGUAAAGUAGAGACAUAAGAAAAUCAAAGACUAGGUGAUCUCGCUUGUUUAAAUAGCAAAUAUUUGACAUUGGAUGAUCUCGCUUGUUCAAAUAUUGAAAAAGGGGUAAUUUCAAAGGACCACUAUGGCACGAUCGGUAUAAAAAAAAUUUCCUAUCAGAGCAAGGCAUUGGAGAUUUCGGGGGCAACCGUGAUUGCUUGCAAACUUGAUAGAAAGAAAAAGCUUGGUCAAUGCACAAACACAAAGUAG